AUGAACAUAACAAAACUCAAUAUUUCAUGUGUAUGGGGUGGUACACUGACUGGUAUUUUACUCAAAAAUGAUGUAGUAACCACCGAUAGUCAUUGUCAAAAAACAAUGAAAAUUAUUGGUAUACAUGGUUGGCUCGAUAAUCUUAAUUCAUUAUUACCACUUGCAGAAAAAUUAAUAAAUCAUCAUCCAAAUUAUGAAAUUUGUUUGUAUGAUGGUGCUGGACACGGAUUUUCAAGUCAUAUUCCUAAAGGUAUUGAUUACUCGGUUGUACGUAAUCUUCAAGAUCUUCGUACUGUUAUUCAAAGCCUUGGUUGGGAUAAAGAAAAAUAUUCUAUUAUUGGUCAUAGUUUUGGUGCAGCAAUUGGAGUGACUUAUACAGCAAGUUAUCCAGAAGAAGUCUUAUGUCUUGUUUGUCUUGAUUCUCUGCCCCGAGGAGAAACAUCAUUGGAAGAUUAUUUCAAAAUUCAAGGUUCUCGAAUUGAUGCUAGUUUAAAAUAUCAUAAAAGACCACCUAGAUCUCACAAGCCUCAUCUAACAUCUGAAAUAAUACUUCAAUUAAUAAAAAUUAUGCGACCUGGUAUUACUGAUGAAGCUGCUAAAUUGUUAAUUGAACGUUCAAUUCGUCAAGAUACAGAUGGUGAAAUACAUUUAACCCAUGAUGAGUCAUUAAACUCAAACACACUUAUACCACUCAGUGAUGAGAUGAUUCGAUGUGUAAUUCAAUCUAUAAAAAUACCCGUUCUUUUUAUUGGUGCUACUAAUCCUCAAUAUCCUCGAGAUGAAAAAACAUUUGCUUGUAUCAAAGAGUGCAAUUCUAAUUUUAAAAUGAUAUUAAUCGAUGGACCACACCAUUUGCAUAUGACACAUGUUGAUGAAGUCGUUGAUCAUAUUGAACAAUAUUUUAAAAAACAUCUUUAA
Molecule: messenger RNA, 918 nt
Organism: Rotaria sordida
Lineage: Eukaryota; Metazoa; Rotifera; Eurotatoria; Philodinida; Philodinidae
Source: the annotation of a GenBank genome assembly